Molecule: messenger RNA, 5671 nt
Organism: Caenorhabditis angaria
Lineage: Eukaryota; Metazoa; Nematoda; Chromadorea; Rhabditida; Rhabditidae
Source: the annotation of a GenBank genome assembly
AUGGAUUACGAUUUUGACGACUAUGGUGCAGGCGGUGCCGAAACAUUGACUUUUGUCGACGACGACGAUGGCAUGAGCGCUGCAACUCAGGAUUCACAAUAUUAUGCGGGAAAUCAAUUCAGCUUGCCAACUCAAAGUUCUCAGGUGGAUUCAGUUCUCGUUUCGGGUGUCGAGAGCAAUGCCGAUUUGACUUUUCAAGAAGUCGAUGAAUCGGAAACUGAAGAAGAAUAUAUCGAUACUUCGAAGUUUGUUGAACAUGCUUGUCGUUAUUGUGGAAUUAGUGAUCCACUUUGUGUUGCUAAAUGUACAGUUUGUGACAAAUGGUUUUGCAAUUCAAAACAAGGAACUAGUGGUUCACAUAUUGUUAAUCACAUGGUCAGAAGUAGACAUCGCGAGGUAACUUGAAUAUUCUUCCAAGAAAUCCUCAAGAUAAUAAUGAAAUUCAGGCUUUUCUUCACGAAGAAUCUCCAUGCGGUCCAACUCAACUCGAAUGUUAUUUAUGCGCUUCGAAAAACGUGUUCAAUCUCGGUUUCAUUCCUGCAAAAGCUGAUUCAGUUGUUGUCAUUCUUUGUCGAACUGUUUGCCUCCAACAAGCAUCUCAAAAAGAUCCGAAUUGGGUUGCCGAAGAUUGGAAAACUCUUAUCACCGAACGUCAAUUAUUGUCCUGGUUGGUGAAUAUUCCAUCAGAAGAGCAAGACGCGAGAGCAAGGAAGAUCACACAAUCGCAAGCGAGUCGUUUAGAAGAUUUAUGGAGAGAAAUGCCGAAUGCAACGCUGGAAGAUUUGGAUAAACCGGGAAUCGACAGAGAACCUGAUCAUGUUACCCUAAGAUAUGAUGAUGCUUUUCAAUAUAAACAUAUUUUCAAGCCUUUGAUAAAGAUCGAAGCUGAAUAUGAUAAAAUCAUGAAAGAAUCUCAAACUCAAAAUGUUGGUUUAGUUCGAUGGGAUAGUGGAUUGAAAAGAAAAUCACUUUUGGCAUAUUUCCAUCUUCCAAAAUAUUCGGAUGGUUGUAUGAAAUUGAUGAUUGGAGAUCAAUUGAAAUUGACACAUAAUCAGACGGUUGAUGGGUCGACUUGGUCAACCAGUGGAACUGUUUUCAAAUUACCUGAUAGUGAGUUCAAAAACGUGGCAUUCGUGUGUUUUUUUCGCAGAAAUCCAAGAAUUUUGUGAAAAAAUUGAGAAGAAUUUCAAAACUGUUUUAACUUUAGCUCUAGAUUUUUAAUGAAAUAUGUUUGCUAGUAAUUUUCGACCCGCUGAUCACGAUUCCGUUGUCGAAAAUUGCAGAAUUCAUCUCCUAGUAUUAGUUAUGACGUGGCAAAUUUCAAAAAAUCGAGAUUCCAAAAGCUGAAAACUAGCUUUAAAAAUUAUUUUCAUGCAAAUAUGGUAGAAUAGAGACCGUGUUGAACAACCCUAUGCUAUCAGAUUUGAGUGAAAAACUAGUUUUCAGCUUCUGAAAUCUCGAUUUUUCGAACUUUGCCACGUCAUAACUCAUGUUAGAUGUUGAGUUCUGCAGUUUUAGACGACUAGAUCGUGAUCAGCGUCUCGAAAACUACUAGAAAACUUAAUUCUUUAAAAAUCUAGAGUGAAAGUUGAAACAGUUCCAUUGUAAGUUAUAGUAUACAUAUAAUAUUUUCAGAUCUCUCUGAUGAAGUUGGAAUUGAAGUCAAAGCUGCAAACGUCGAAAAAGAUGUUACUGAAAAACGUAUCAUGUUCACUUGCGAGAUUGUUUGGAACUCUACCACAUUUGAUCGUCAAUAUCAAGCUCUUGAUAAACUUGCGAAUGAUAACAAAUGCGUUUCUCAAUAUAUUUUCCAUAAAAUAAUGGGGCGACAAGUUGAUGAAGUCAUGUUUAAGGUAAAACUCAUCGAGAUAUUAAAAAAAAAUAAAAUUUAAUAUCAAUUCCAGUAUCAACUUCCAAAAAGAUUAUCUGUUCCCGGAUUGCCGGAUUUGAAUCCAAGUCAAAUGCAAGCUAUCAAACAGGCUUUGACCAAACCGCUUAGUUUGAUUCAAGGACCACCGGGAACUGGAAAGGUAUUUUAUUUUUAAUUUUUGAUAUACUCAAAAUUAAGCUAUUUUUAGACAGUAACUUCUGCAACUAUGGUAUAUCAUUUGGUGAAUCAAACCGAAGGACAAGUUCUCGUUUGUUCACCAUCCAAUAUUGCUGUUGAUCACCUGGCCGAAAAAAUCCAUAAAACUGGCCUGAAAGUUGUUCGACUUACUGCGAAAUCUCGUGAUAGUACUGAUAAUUCAGUUCGUUUCCUAACCAUCGAAUCACAAUUGAGAGUUCUUGGCGGAGAAGAAUUGAAGAAUCUGAUCAAAUUGAAAGAGGAAAUUGGAGAACUCGAAGAUGCUGAUCAUUUGAGAUAUUUGCAUUUGAAACAAUUGACCGAGCAUGAUAUUCUUGCGAAAGCUGAUGUUAUUUGUUCGACGUGUUCAACUGCGGCUGACCCAAGAUUGGCGAGAAUUCGCAUCAAAACUGUGUUGAUUGAUGAAUCGACACAAGCAACAGAACCAGAGAUAAUGGUGUCAAUUGUGAGAGGUGUUCGACAUUUGAUUCUUGUUGGUGAUCAUUGUCAAUUGGGACCUGUUGUGUCGUGUAAAAAAGCGGCGAAUGCUGGACUACAACAAUCGUUGUUUGAGAGAUUGAUUUUGUUGGGAAUUCGACCGCAUCGACUUCAAGUGCAAUAUCGUAUGCAUCCGGUUUUGUCGGCUUUUCCGUCCAAUGCGUUUUAUGAAGGAAGUUUGCAGAAUGGUGUUAGUGAAAGUGAGUUUUUUUUUGAAAAUUAGGCUCUCUAGGCGCCGAUCCUUGAAAAUUGGAAUUUAUAGGGUUGGCUACUUGAAAACUAGAGUUUCUAGGCACUGGCCUUUGAAAAUUGAAAUUUCUAGGCGUGGAUACUUGACAACUAGGUUCUCUAGGCGUGAUUCCUAGACAAUUAGGCUCUCUAGACUCGAUUCCUUGAAAAUUAAAAUUUCUAGGCUUGGCUGCUUGACAACUAGGUUCUCUAGACGUGGCUACUUGACAACUAGGAUUUCUAGGCGCUGAUCCUUGAAAAUUGAAAUUUCUAGGCUUUGGUCCUUGAAAACUAGGUUCUCUAGGCGCUGAUCCUUGAAAACUAGGUUCUCUAGGCGCUGGCCUUGAAAAUUGGAAUUUCUAGGCUUGGCUACUUGAGAACUAGAGAUUAUAGACGUGGCUACUUGAAAACUAGGGUUUCUAGGCCUGCCUACUUGAAACCUAGGUUCUCUAGGCGCUGAUCCUUGAAAAUUGGAAUUUCUAAGCUUGGCCACUUGCCAUAGAAGCUCUCAAGACGCAAUUCCUUGCCACAGUUCAUCUCAAGAAGCGCGUCCUAGACAAUUAGGUUCUCUAGGCUCUGCUACUUGACAACUAGGUUAUUUGACACACAAACUCUAAAAGUGUACCUCUUCAGAAUUGAAAAUUUGAAGUAAAUACCAUUUUUGAUUUUUCCCAGGUGAUCGAAUUCUACAAGGAGUUGAUUGGCAAUGGCCAGUUUCCAAUCGCCCAUCAUUUUUCUGGUCAUGUUAUGGAGCCGAAGAAAUGAGUUCAAGUGGAACAUCGUUCUUGAAUCGAACUGAAGCUGCGAAUGUCGAAAAAUUGGCUAGUAAAUUGAUAAGGUAAGGGUUUUUCAUAAAAUUUAAAAAAUUCCCAUAUUUUUCGCAGAGGUGGAAUGUUGCCUGAACAAAUUGGUAUUAUUACUCCUUAUGAAGGACAACGUGCAUUUAUCGUAAAUUAUAUGCAUACUCAAGGCUCCCUUAAUUCAAAACUUUAUGAAAAUGUUCAAAUUGCGAGUGUUGAUGCGUUCCAAGGAAGAGAGAAAGAUUUUAUUAUUGUAACUUGUGUUCGAUCGAAUAGCUCGUCUGGAAUCGGAUUUUUGAAUGAUCCACGGCGUUUGAAUGUUGCGAUUACAAGAGCAAAAUAUGGAUUAGUUGUGAUUGGAAAUGCAAAAGUUCUCGGAAGACAACCAAUGUGGCAUGAUUUGAUUACGUUUUACAAAGAUAAAGGAUUGGUCUUUGAAGGUCCGAUUAAUAAUUUGAAAUCGGUUAAUUUGACAUUGCCGAAACCGGUUGCGAAAACAUCUGGAAUUGGGGUAAGUUUUUUUUAAAUUUUUGAAAAAAUAAACAAUUUUCUUUCAGUCGGGAAGAUAUGGUUUGCAACGUUUCACCUAUAAUUACAAUGAGUUCCGUGGCACAAGCAAUGCUAGACUCCCAAUGACUUAUAAUGGAACACAGAAUUUGUUGUCGCAAUCCAGAUUGGCUAGAGAUUCGAUGAAUUCGAAUAUUCCGGUGCCGCUUGAUGUGAUUUGCCCGAAUAUUUAUGUGCAACCGAAACAACAGCAUAGAGGUGGGGUUUUUGGGCAAAAAAUUGAAAAAUUUGAAGUAUUUUGAGCCCAGAAACUGAAAAAUUCGACAAUUUAUGCAAGAAGCACGGAAUUUCAUGGGUUUUCUCAAAAACUUCAUUUUUCAGCGUCAAAUUUUGACCCAGAAAUUCGAAUUUUUCAAAAACAAAAAAAAUACGUUUCAAAAUUUUGAUAUAAUUUAUUAUCGAAUAUUUUUGUCAAUUUGUUUUUGAAAAUAAUACAGUUGAAAAUAUCUCAAAAUUUGAAUAGAAAUUCUGAAAUUAUCAAUUUUUGGAUUGAAUGCAUUGGAAUUGUGAAAAAAUCUGAAAAUCAUGGUUUCUAAAACGUUCCAAAAAUUUUAAAUAUUUUCUGUAGAAAUUCAAGAAUUUCCAAAUUUCUCAUGCAAAAAAUUGAGAAAUUUGAUGUUGUUCGGGUCCAGAAACUGAAAAAUCCAAUAAAAUCUAGUAACUUCCUAUUUUUUUUCCAGCUCAAAAGCGUCCAAAUUUGACACAAAAAAUUAGAAUUUUUCAAAAACAGAAAAAAAUACGUUUCAAAAUUUUGAUAUAAUUUAUUAUCGAAUAUUUUUGUCAAUAUGUUUUUUAAAAUAAGACACUUGAAAAUAUCUCAAAAUUUGAAUAGAAAUUCUGAAAUUAUUAAUUUUUGGAUUGAAUGCAUUGAAAUUGUGAUAAAAUCUGAAAAUCAUGGUUUCUAAAACGUUCCAAAAAUUUUAAAUAUUUUCUGUAGAAAUUCAAGAAUUUUCAAAUUUCUCAUGCAAAAAUUGAGAAAUUUGAUGUUUUUUGGGUCCAAAAACUGAAAAAUUCGAUAAAAUCUAGUAGCUUCCUAUUUUUUUUUGUUUUCCAGCUCAAAAUCUCAUUUUCAGAAUUAAAUUUUGACCCAAAUAUUGUAAUUUUUAAAAAACAGAAAAAAAUACGUUUCAAAAUUUUUGUAUAAUUUUUAAUCGAAUUUUUUUUUCAAUAUUUUUUUUGAACGGGUGAUAGUCACGAACUUAGCUGGAGUGUCUAAAUUUCUACGAUUUUCCUUAUAUUCUCCAUUCAAACAUCUUCAGGUCGUCGAAACAACCAAGAAUCCUCGCGGUAUUCCGAAAUGUCACAAUCUCAAUUCUCCCAAGCAUCACAAGAUCCACACAUGCAUCUACAAUCCGGAACCUACGAUGCUUCCCUAUCCGCUUGGUCACAAUCACAAUCAGGCGCCGGUUCAUCGCGAUUCACUGGCCACACUCAACCAAUGUCUCAAGAUAUGUCACAAAUUGAUGAUGUUGAACAAGAUUUGGCGAAUCUUCUACUUUCGCAAGGUCAAUGA